Molecule: messenger RNA, 4185 nt
Organism: Anguilla rostrata (American eel)
Lineage: Eukaryota; Metazoa; Chordata; Actinopteri; Anguilliformes; Anguillidae
Gene: polg
Product: polymerase (DNA directed), gamma
Exons: 23
Coding region: 205-3849 (1214 amino acids)
Biological process (GO): mitochondrial DNA replication
Cellular component (GO): mitochondrion; gamma DNA polymerase complex
Molecular function (GO): DNA-directed DNA polymerase activity; DNA binding; 3'-5' exonuclease activity
Source: RefSeq, a predicted model, not a curated record
AGUGUCGCUGUGUGUUAAUUUAUGCUGUUUAAAUAUCACAGACACGGACGUGUUUAUGCGUAGCGAAACUAACUUGUCUCAUGCAUGGCGAUCUGGCCAAAAUACAACAUGCUAUAUAUUUAGCUAACAAAGAGGGGCUGUUUGGUAGCUGUUUAUGAAGAGCGUGUGGCUGCCCUCAGGCUGGUGUUAGUUGAUCGCGUCGACAUGGCAAUGCAGCGUGGACCCAGGUUGCUGCUGUCCAGUCAGUUUGGGGGCAGGCCUUUUUUGAGCAGAAGCAGAUGUUCCUCAGCCAAACAGCAUCGUCAGGAUGACCCGGUGCCCGAGACCCGAUUCAACCCACUAAAGAUCCAGAUGCUGUCCAGGAACCUGCACGAGCAGAUUUUCCGUGGAAAAGUGGAGAGCCACGGGGUGCGAGAGGUGGAGCGCAGUGUGAAGCACCUGCAGAAUCACCACCUGUGGGCCCGAGAGACUCCGCCUCUGCCCGAUGUGCAGCUGCGCCUGCCCGACAUGUACGGGAGUGACAUUGACCAGCACUUUCGCAACCUGGCCGAGAAGCAGAGCCUCCCUUACCUGGAGGCAGCCAGCCUGCUGCUGCAGGCCCCUCUGCCCACCUUACCUGAGCACUGGGCCUGGGAGACGAGCUGGACCCGCUAUGGCCCAGAUGGAGCACCCAGCAGGGUGGAAUUCCCUGAUGAGCUGGCUCUGGUGUUUGAUGUGGAGGUGUGCAUGUCACAGGGACACUGCCCCACACUGGCUGUGGCAGUUUCUCCAACUGCCUGGUACUCUUGGUGCAGUAGAAGGCUGAUUGAAGACAGGUACACCUGGUCUAGUCAGCUGACCCUGGGUGACCUCAUUCCUCUGGAGACUCCGCCCAACACCAGUCGCCCCCCUGCAGGGCAGUGGAAGGAAAGGCUGGUGGUGGGACACAAUGUCAGUUUUGAUCGUGCUCAUGUCAAAGAGCAGUACCUGCUGAAGGGUUCCAAAAUGCGCUUCUUGGACACGAUGAGUCUACACAUGGCCAUCUCUGGUCUGACUGGCUUCCAGCGCUCCCUCUGGUUGGCCAGAAAGUACGGAAAGAGGCGUGGUCUACAGGAGGUGAAAGAGCACUUGAAGAAAGCUGGCCGGAGCAAGCAGGGUCCAGCGAUUGGCGGUUGGGACUGGGUGGAGCUCAGCAGUGUGAAUAACCUCGCGGACGUGCACGCUCUGUACGUGGGUGGAGCCCCGCUGGAGAAGGAGGCCCGGGAGAUCUUUGUCAAAGGCAGCAUGGCGGACGUGAGAGACAGUUUCCAGGAGCUGAUGAGGUACUGUGCCCUUGAUGUCCAGUCCACACACCAAGUGUUCACAGAACAGCUACCCCUCUUUAUGGAGAGGUGUCCCCACCCGGUCACAUUCGCAGGGAUGCUGGAAAUGGGCGUGUCCUACCUACCCGUCAAUCAAAACUGGGAGCGGUAUUUGGAGGAAGCCCAGGGCACGUUUGAGGAGCUGCAGAGGGAGAUGAAGAAGUCUCUGAUGAACCUGGCGGAUGACGCCUGCCACCUGAUCGAGGAGCAGCGAUUUAAAGACGACCCUUGGCUAUGGGAUCUGGAGUGGGAUGUGCAGGAGUUUAAGCAGAAAAAGUCACCGGUCAGGAAGAAGAAGCAGCCAGUUACACCUGAGACCCCUGCAGACAGCAGCACUAUGGCUGACUGGGACCAAGACCCAGGCCCACCCAUGGAUGAGGAAGGAACAGCGCCCCCAGCUGGCAGAGCAUCACUGGAGCGAUUGAAGGAGACCGUUAGCCGCUUACCCAAGAAGAGCCAGCACCUUCCCGGGCAUCCAGCGUGGUACCGUAAGCUGUGUCUGAAGAUGUCGGAGGAGGCGUGGUCCCCCGGGCCCGGGCUGAUCAGCUUGCAGAUGAGGGUCACUCCCAAACUGAUGGGGCUGCGCUGGGACGGCUUCCCCCUGCACUACGUGGAGCGGCACGGCUGGGGGUACCUGGUCCCCGGUCGCAGGGACAACCUGCAGGAGGAGGACCUUGGCGAGGGGGCCGCGUGUCCUCACAGGGCCAUUGAGGGCGUGUACAGGCAGAGCUGUGAGAGUCGGGAGUCGUGGCAACACGAUGACAGGCCGCUCUCGGAUGACUACAUGUUGACGGACAGCAGCGUGUGGCAGACGGUGGAGGUGCUGAGUCACCUGGACAGUGUCAAUGAGGAAGACACUGUGGCUAAGAAACACAGGGGGACAGAGUUCUCUGCAGGUCUUUCUGGAAGAUUCAUGGCUGUACACUCUUGGUCUCUGUCACAGGAGCGAGGGCAUCCAAAACUCCAGGGGGAGAGCCAGUGUCCCUAUCACCAUGGUAACGGACCACACAAUGAUGUCAAUAUCCCAGGCUGCUGGUUUUUUAAACUACCUCAUAAGGACGGGAAUGAUAACAACGUGGGAAGCCCGUUCGCUAAGGACUUCUUGUCCAAGAUGGAGGACGGCACUUUGCAGGCGGGGCGCGGGGGCACCAGCGCUACCCGAGCUCUGGAGAUCAACAAGAUGAUCUCGUUCUGGAGGAACGCGCACAAACGCAUCAGCUCACAGAAGGUGGUUUGGCUGAGGAAGGGGGAGCUGCCGCGGACCGUCAGCAGACACGCCGACUAUGACGAGGAGGGGCAGUACGGGGCCAUCCUGCCCCAGGUGGUCACCGCGGGAACGGUCACACGCAGAGCUGUGGAGCCCACCUGGCUGACUGCCAGCAAUGCCCGGGGCGAUCGGGUCGGCAGCGAGCUGAAGGCGAUGGUGCAGGUGCCUCCCGGGUACCACCUGGUCGGGGCAGACGUGGACUCUCAGGAGCUGUGGAUCGCUGCGCUCCUGGGAGAGGCGCACUUCGCUGGUCUCCACGGCUGCACAGCGUUUGGCUGGAUGACCCUGCAGGGGAAGAAGAGCGACGGCACGGACCUGCACAGCCGCACGGCGGAGGCGGCGGGGAUCAGCCGCGAGCAGGCCAAGGUCUUCAACUACGGCCGCAUCUACGGCGCCGGCCAGCCCUUCGCCGAGCGCCUGCUCAUGCAGUUCAACCACCGGCUCAGCCAGACGGACGCCGCCGCCAAAGCCCGGCACAUGUACGCCAUCACCAAGGGCAUCCGCAGGUACCAGCUGUCGGAGGACGGGGAGUGGCUGGUGAGAGAGCUGGGGCUGGAGGUGGAGCAGGAGGAGGACGGCAGCAUUUCUCUGCAGGAGCUGCGCAGGAUCAACAACCUGGCUGCCCAGAGGUCGAGGCGCGGGCGUUGGGAUAUUGCAGGGAAGCGGGUGUGGGCGGGCGGGACGGAGUCGGCCAUGUUUAAUAAGCUGGAGAGCAUCGCGCAGUCCGCAGAGCCCAGCACCCCGGUCCUGGGCUGCCGCAUCAGCCGCGCCCUGGAGCCGCGCACCGUCAACAACGAGUUCAUCACCAGCCGGGUGAACUGGGUGGUACAGAGCUCAGCAGUGGACUACCUGCACCUGAUGCUGGUGUCCAUGCGCUGGCUGUUUGAUGAGUACGACAUCGACGGGCGCUUCUGCAUCAGCAUCCACGAUGAGGUGCGCUACCUUGUCAGAACAGAGGACCGCUACCGCGCCGCCCUGGCUCUGCAGAUCACCAACCUGCUCACGCGGUGCAUGUUCUCCUAUAAGCUGGGAAUGCUGGACCUUCCCCAGUCAGUGGCCUUCUUCAGCGCAGUGGAUAUCGAUCAGUGUCUGCGCAAGGAGGUCCACAUGGACUGCAGGACCCCGUCCAACCCCACGGGCCUCCAGCGCAGAUACGGGCUGCUGCAGGGUGAGGCUCUGGACAUUUAUCAGAUCAUUAAGAUCACUCAGGGUUCUCUGGCCAGAGGGACACAAAAAAACUAACCGAUUUACGAAAAAAACGGUAGCCAAUCAGAGUUCCGAUGUGCAAGGCCUAGUAACGAAGCAGCCAACCAACGUCCACUGUGAGAGGCGGAAUGAUGGAGCAGCCAAUCGUAGGCCGAGCAGGGCUGGACAGCACUCACUGCUUCCUUCUCUUUUUCUGAGGCCUCUGGCUCUCUUCAGACUCCUGAGAGACUGCAGUCUGAAACAAACGUGCUCGACUCAAUGCGUGGGACUGGCAUAAAUGCAGAAAUCAGACAUACGCAGCCUAUUCAUCGAAAUGCCACAUUGCGUACAGCCUGUCAAUAUACUGUAAAUAUAAUAAAAGAAUUAACAGAG